AUGCUCAAAACAGAAAUUGCACAACACAUAGGUGGGCAACCGCAAACAAUUUUUAAGUUGGAAAACCAAAAAAUCUGGGAAAAAAACAACAAAGACUUCCUUACCAUUACACUGGGAGACUUUAAUAGAUUAGCAAAUCCAAAACUUGACUCAAUCCUUCAUACACUCAUCACCUAUCCAAAAAAGAAUACACAUGGAAAAAUAACAAUGGAGCUGCAACACGAAUUGAUUACAUUUGGCUGUUUCCAAAUCCAAACUGGUUCACACUGGAGACACACUAUACCAUCAGAGUUUAUUUCCAAUAGUGACCACAAUAUCCCUACAUGCACAAUACACACACCCAUAGGAGACGAUCAAAUAAUAUCACACAAUACAUUUCUCAAAACAAACAUAUUCAAUACUAAAGCAACAAAGGCAAAGCAAUGGAAGCUAUUUCAAAAGAAUCUGGACAAGGAAAUAGAACAGCAAGAAGAAUUACACAACACCAUCCACAUGUCAGUAGAAAGACUAUGGAACAUUACUUGGAAUAGUAUCUGCAUAACAGCAAAAAGACAUGUCAGGAAAGCAAAUCCAAAAAAGAUCUCCACACGCAAACAAGGAAAAAACUACUCCCAUUUACACAAUCUCAACUGA
Molecule: messenger RNA, 633 nt
Organism: Acaulospora morrowiae
Lineage: Eukaryota; Fungi; Glomeromycota; Glomeromycetes; Diversisporales; Acaulosporaceae
Source: the annotation of a GenBank genome assembly